Messenger RNA from Tinamus guttatus (white-throated tinamou), 1823 nucleotides. The record is from RefSeq and is a predicted model, not a curated record. Lineage: Eukaryota; Metazoa; Chordata; Aves; Tinamiformes; Tinamidae.
CUCGUUUUCCCUUCUGGUUCUGCUUCCUCUAGAGAGAUAUUUCCAUACUUGGUUGUGGUGAUUGGCCUGGAGAACGUGUUGGUUCUCACUAAGUCUGUCGUCUCUACGCCCGUGGACCUGGAAGUGAAGCUCCGCAUUGCCCAAGGCUUGAGUAAUGAGAGCUGGUCCAUCAUGAAGAACAUGGCCACGGAGCUUGGGAUCAUCCUCAUUGGCUAUUUCACCCUUGUCCCGGCCAUCCAGGAGUUCUGCCUCUUCGCCGUUGUUGGCCUGGUGUCCGACUUCUUCCUGCAGAUGUUUUUCUUCACCACGGUGCUGUCCAUCGACAUUCGCCGUAUGGAGGUAAGGAAGGCGGAGGGCACCAGCUCGUGGCUUGGCUUUGUCUGCUCUGCUGCUGCAGGAUGCUUUGAGGGCAGCUUAGCCUUUGAUUUUCACCCUCAUCCUUGUCCUCAUCCUCGUCCUCGCACCCUGCAGCCCUCGUCCUUCCGCAACCUGCGCCUGCCCAAGCGCCUCCGCGUCAUCUACUUCUUCGCCAGGACCCGCCUGGCCCAGCGGCUCAUCAUGGCCGGGACCGUGAUCUGGAUUGGGAUCCUGGUCUACACGGAUCCUGCCGGGCUCCGCACCUACCUCACAUCACAGGUCACUGAGCAGAGCCCGCUGGGCGAAGCCGGUCUGCCUCCGAUGCCCGUUCCCGGGGGCGUCCUGCCCGCCGGGGACCCCAAGAUCGAUCUCUCGGUCUUCCCGUCGGACCCCGUGCAGCUCUCGGAGAACCAGAGCCAGCAGCGUGAGCAGAAGCCGGGGCUGGACACCAGCCAGCACACGUGGGCCCAAGGAGCGGAGGGCAGAGGGAAUGGGCCGGAGCUUGGCACGGAAGCGGAGGUGACCUGGGGAGCAGAGGAUGAGGAGAUCUGGAGGAAGCUCUCCUUUCGACACUGGCCGUCCCUCUUCAGCUACUACAAUAUCACCCUGGCCAAGAGGUACAUCAGCAUCCUCCCGGCGAUCCCCGUCACGCUCUACCUGAACCCGCAGGAGGCCUUGGAAGUGCGGCACCCCCAGGAGACCAGGCGCUACCACCCGUUCCUGGCCGCGGGCGCCGGGAAGCCGGACGCUGCCGCUCAGCCCGAGCAAGCGGCACCCAAGGGCCAAGGGCACCGGGACGUCACCCUCUACAAGGUGGCGGCGCUGGGCCUGGCCGCGGGCAUCAUCCUGGUGCUGCUGCUGUUCUGCCUGUACCGGGUGUUCUGCCCCAAGAACUACGGGCAGAACGGGCACAGCCGCAGGAAGAGGGGGGACCUGCCCUGUGACGACUACGGCUACUCCCCGCCCGAGACCGAGAUCGUCCCCUUGGUGCUCAGGGGCCACCUCAUGGACAUUGAAUGUCUCGCUAGUGACGGGAUGCUGCUCGUCAGCUGCUGCCUCGUGGGCCAGAUCCGCGUGUGGGAUGCUCAGACCGGAGACUGCCUCACCGUGAUUCCCAAACCAAGGUUGCGAAGAGACAGCAGCGGCAUUUUUGAUUACCAGGAGGGCUGGGAUCAGAGCCCGGAUGGCAAGAACGGCCUGGACGACUCCUUGGAGAACGGCCACCAGCUCAAGAGGCUGCUGCUCCCCCCGCAGCCCCCGCUCGACGAGGGCGGCUGCGGCCGCAGGAAGAGCCUGGGGGAGGAGACGUUCCCUGCGUUCGACAAGGCCUCCCCGGCCUCCUCCUGGGGAGGAGACUUGGAAAGCUCCGUGUGGAGCCUGGACCUGCAGGGCAACCUCAUCGUGGCUGGCCGGAGUAACGGGAAGCUGGAGGAUUGGGCUGCAGAGUCUGCUAUUGCACAGAUGCA